Pistacia vera is the source of this 1563-nucleotide messenger RNA. RefSeq names its product cyclin-SDS. Gene Ontology annotation, cellular component: nucleus; cyclin-dependent protein kinase holoenzyme complex; cytoplasm. NCBI's taxonomy places the organism in Eukaryota, Viridiplantae, Streptophyta, Magnoliopsida, Sapindales, Anacardiaceae. Gene Ontology annotation, molecular function: cyclin-dependent protein serine/threonine kinase regulator activity. Gene Ontology annotation, biological process: regulation of cyclin-dependent protein serine/threonine kinase activity; mitotic cell cycle phase transition. The record is from RefSeq and is a predicted model, not a curated record. The transcript has 8 exons. Bases 1 to 1563 code for a protein of 520 amino acids.
AUGGAACAGAAGUCGUAUAUCAAGAAGAAGCUCCGGUCAAAACGACCUCGUUUACUUCGAUCAAAGAUCUCUCCGGUUCUUUUCAACACCGAUACCAAAGGCAUCUCAGUGCUCUCCGGUGAUUCCAGCUCAUGCACUUAUUUCGGUGGCGACGAAGUUUCUUCAAGCUCGAGGAAGAGACAACUCGCUGAAGUUAACGGAGAGACGAAGAAGAUUGAAAAUGACGCGCCGUUGCGGAGAAUCACGAGGUCUUCCAAUGAGCAACAGAAGGAAAACGAGUGGAAAGGAAAUGAGGUUGAGGCGAGUGAGUCGUCUUGUGUUUUCUCCAACUCCGGAGCUGUUUUUGCAGAGAUCAGUUCUAAUGACGUCGUUUCAGUUGCUUCCGCUGUUGAAAAUGAUAACAGAGCAUCACUAAGGCAUGAACUCUCUGAUAAUUUGAAAAAUGAUGCUGCUGAUUCGUGUUUCACGAUUUCAAACUCGGAUUCUGUUGUGGAGCAAAGGCCGGGCGGCUCCAAAUCCGAUUCGGAUCUCGCGUGUACGGAGGAGCUGUCACACGACGACGUAUGUGAGUACUCUUCAAGUCACGAUACUGUAUUUUCUGAGCUGCAAUUCGAUUUUUUCCCGGAGAAUUCGGACCUCGAUUUGUCGGAUUACACUCAGUCUAUUUUCAGUUUUGAUUCUGAAAGCCAAACCUCUGAGCUAUCUGUUGACGAUACUAGCCCUCCGUCACUUACUUACUCUCUGUUCCUGGAGUUCAGUAAGCAAUUCUCAAGAUCGACUGUUCCUCUAGAUUCCAGAAAGUGUUCUAUCGUUCAAGAAAAGCGUCUAUAUCAGUCUGCAUUGGUGAGAUUCGUAAAUGAGGAGGACGAAGAGAGCUAUCAGAGGAUCCGUGAAAGAGAGAGGAGACAAGUGUUUUUGUAUGACUACCCCGAUGAAUACCUUUCAACCACAGAAUACGGCGAUCUAAUCGUCCAACAACGGUCUCAAAUGGUCCACUGGAUCGUCGAGCAAUGCAGUGCCAAGGAGUUUCAGCAGGAAACAAUGUUUCUUGGAGUUAACCUUUUAGAUCGGUUUUUAAGCAGGGGUUUCUUCCAAGCCAAAAGGAACCUUCAAAUUGUUGGAAUAGCCUGUCUUGUACUGGCCACCAGACUUGAAGAAAAUCAGCCCUACAAUAGUGUGCGACAAAAUACUUUCAGCGUAGAGAGCAACAUUUACAGCAGAAAUGAAGUGGUCGCCAUGGAAUGGCUGGUGCAGGAGGUCCUCAACUUUCAGUGUUUCUUGCCUACCAUUUACAACUUUCUGUGGUUCUACCUGAAAGCUGCCGGAGCUGAUGCAGCGCUGGAGAAGAUGGCCAAGUACCUGGCAGUUCUAGCUCUAUCAGACCAUGAGCAGCUGUCCUAUUGGCCAUCAACAGUUGCAGCUGGACUUGUUAUCCUGGCUUCUCUAGAAAGCAGGGGAGAGUCAUCCUACCAAAAAGUCAUCGAGAUUCAUGUCAGAACAAAAGAUAGUGAUUUACCUGAUUGCAUAAAGAGCUUGGAGUGGUUGUUACAGUAUGUAAGCUAG